This is a messenger RNA of Eucalyptus grandis, 2144 nucleotides long. Its product is annotated as NAC domain-containing protein 62. NCBI's taxonomy places the organism in Eukaryota, Viridiplantae, Streptophyta, Magnoliopsida, Myrtales, Myrtaceae. Bases 117 to 1895 code for a protein of 592 amino acids. Gene Ontology annotation, biological process: regulation of DNA-templated transcription. The record is from RefSeq and is a predicted model, not a curated record. The transcript has 6 exons. Gene Ontology annotation, molecular function: DNA binding.
ACUUCAAUAAAGACCCUCCCAAAUGGUAAUGGGUUCACGCUCACUUUUCUGCUUCCACAAACUGUAGUGAGUUCGUUACUAACUUGUGUGUUGAGUGAAGAACAGAACGGAGGGAGAUGGGAGCUGUGAUCAUCCCACAGAAUUUGCCCAUCGGGUACAGAUUCCAUCCAACUGACGAGGAAUUCGUCGAUCAUUACUUGACGAACCGAGUCUUAGGAAUCGUAGAGGAUCCCUGCAUAAUUCCAGAUGUUGACAUCUGCAGGUGGGAUCCUUGGGAAUUACCACAGAAGUUUCAUGGUGAAUCAAUUAUUCGCCCGGAUGACAAAGUACAAGAGUGGUGGUGCUACUGUCUGCAAACACCCCAACAGGUUAAAAGAACGACUCCCUCUGGCUAUUGGAAGAAGACUGGUCCAGACCGGAAUGUCAAGGCCAGAGAUAUCAAAAUCGGCACUAAGAAAACAUUAGUUUUCCACACACGUCAGGGCUCUAAAGGCGUCAAGACCAACUGGGUCAUACAUGAAUAUCAUCUACUCAUAAAAAAUUUGAAUAGAAACUAUGUUCUGUGUCGCAUAAAGCAUAAAGGAGAUGAGAAGGCUGAUAAUUCUACCAUGGAAUUAGUGUACGAAGCCAGUGGCCUAGAAAAUUUGGAUUCAAUUCUUCAUCAACCAGAUCACGAGGACUUGUUUACUGAGGAUUUGAUCCAAGCAAAGAUGAUGUCACUGAUGGAGGUCUCUUCUCUGCCCCAGAACCGAGUUCAAUUUGCUUUGCCUGACCUCCUGCAGCAGCCUCAGUCUGCACUGCAAUCACUAAAUAAUAGAUUCUCCUCCAACAUACAUCAGUUUAUGAAUGUCAAGAAUCCUUUUGCAAACUUCUUCUCAUCGGACAAUGGUUGGUUCACAACAAGUGACGAGGAUGAAGAUGCUGGUGACAUGUUUAUUGCAGAUCUUUCUGAAGAGGAUGUUUCUGAAGAGGAUGGAGAUGCUGGGGACAUGCUAAUUGCAGAUGUUUCUGAAGAGGAUGAAUAUGUUCGUGACAUGCUAAAUGCAGAUCUUUUUGAUGCCGACUUCUUUGAUGGAGACCAAGUGCAAACACAGUAUGGGCAAACAUCUAACCAGCAUAGUGAGCAUCCUGUUCUAAUGGAGAAUCGGCGAACACGAACAAUCGACUCGUUUCACGGUGUUGUUCCUCUUGAGGAAAAGAAAGGCCUGGUGGAGAAUAAGUUUAACGGCUCACUUGUCACUCCUGAGAAACCUAUAGCGCCUCCUGUAUGCGCUGCAAGUAUAAAUUAUCAUGAAGAGCCAAGUUUCGGAAAGUUUAAGCAGGAAACUGCAGCCAAAAGUAUCAAACCAGAAUGCGUAUAUUUGGAUGAAACAGCAGCCAAAGCAAAGAAUGGCCAAAUAUCUGUAGUGGAGAAUAGCAAAACACAAACAAUUGAGUCACUCCAUGAUGUUGCUCCUUUUGAGCAAAAGGAAGGUUUCAUGCAGACUAAAUUCAACAGCUCACAUGUUUCCUCCACCAAAUCUAUGGAGCUUCUGAAAGAGCCCAAGGAUCCAGAAAUUCCCGAGUCUCCAAGAAUUUAUAUCGAUGAUGAACCAAGGCUCGAAAAGGUUAAGAAGCAGGGAAUUGCAUUGAGAAAUGUUAAAACAGAAUGUGUAUCUUUGGAUGAAUCUGCAGCAAAAGCGAAGGUUGAAGAAGCUCCCAAUUCACCGAGGAAGACAAGCAGCAGGGAGAUUGAACAUGCCGGAGAGAAUUCAAAUUCCGUGACUGCAUCGACAAGACCAUCCACCGAGAGCACAAAAAGUCCAACAGAUGCUCCCAUGAGUAAUAUUGUGAACCUGGUCAUCGGGAUUCUCCUGUUGAUCGCCUUCACUUACCUUCACCUGCCAAGUAUUUGAUUUAUGAUUUUCACUGCUAUUUGCCCUGAGUGUGAUGCAGUAUCAUUGACAAGUACGAUUGUCAUAAAGGGUUUUGUACGUCGUGUCACAAUUCGUGUGUAUGUAGCUUGUCCUCCUUUCGAUGCUAAUGCUUUGUACUUCUUUUUGCAUUAACGGAACUUGAAGAUCUCACUAGAUGUGAGACUGCUCUGUAAAUUACUUUCUACGCUCUCUGCUGCAUAUAAUGUGAAGAAUCAACAAGUUGCCAUA